This is a messenger RNA of Pungitius pungitius (ninespine stickleback), 3263 nucleotides long. Its product is annotated as cytotoxic and regulatory T-cell molecule. The transcript has 12 exons. The record is from RefSeq and is a predicted model, not a curated record. The coding region runs from base 1734 to 3068 and encodes 444 amino acids. Lineage: Eukaryota; Metazoa; Chordata; Actinopteri; Perciformes; Gasterosteidae. Gene Ontology annotation, cellular component: plasma membrane. Gene Ontology annotation, biological process: positive regulation of natural killer cell mediated cytotoxicity directed against tumor cell target; cell recognition; detection of tumor cell. Gene Ontology annotation, molecular function: signaling receptor binding.
GUUCUUAUAAAUUUCUAUUCAUAUGAUGGUUUGUGUGUGUCAUUUGAAAACAAAAUGCCAUUUUGAGAAGAAAUAACAUUGUUUUAAAUGUUGAACGUUUCAUUUUGCAGGAGUAUUGAGGGGUUUUGCCCAUUGUGUGUGUGUUUUUUGAUUUGUGUGUAGAGUUCUGAGAGUACGAGGCAUGUUUUAAGAAAAUGUGUCUAAAAAGACUAAUUCAUUUCAUUUUAUUUAGUAUACCCUAAUAUCGCUUAGAAGAACGUAGAACGACAAGCUAACACUCACGACCUUCUUCCUUUCUUCACCUGUCUCAUUAACAAUGCUCUUAUCUGGCUGUUUUCCCAACUCUCUGAAGGAGGCAAGAGUUAACCCACUCCUGAAGAAACCCACCCUCAAUCCCUCUGAAGAAAACCACUACAGACCGGUACCUCUUCUUCCUUUUCUGGCCAAAACUAUUCUCUACUAACCAACUCUCCUCUCUAUCUCCAUCCUAACAACCUCCUUGACCUCCACCAGUCAGGCUUCAAGGCGGGCCAUUCCACAGAAACUGCUCUUCUUGCUGUCUCGGAGCAACUCCACGCGCCUCUCUCUCCUCUGUCAUCAUCCUUCUGGACCUUCUUGCUGCGUUUGACACAGUUAACCACCAGAUCCUUAUCUCCUCCCUUCAGGAACUUGGUGUUACAGGCUCUGCUCUCUCCCUUCUCUGGACUUACCUUGAUGGCCGCACCUACCAGGUAACUUGGAGAGGAUCUGUGUCGGAACCCUCUUACUUCCUCAGGGCUCCGUCCUGGGUCUCCUCCUCUUCUCUAUCUACACCAACUCUCUCGGCUCUGUCAUUCGCUCGCAUGGUUUCUCCUACCACAGCUAUGCCGAGGACACCCAACUAAUUCUCUCCUUCCCUCACUCUGAGACUCAGGUGGCAGCACCGAUGUCUGCCUGUGGAUGUCCGCUCACCACCUGAAAAUCAACUCCGACAAGAGUGAACUACUUCUCUUUCCCAGAAAAGAUUCUCCGAUCCAGGACCUGACUGUUGACUUUAGCAACUCCAUGUUAACGCCCACUCUGACUGCUAGGAACCUUGGUGUGACACUUGACAGCCAACUCUCCCUGACUCCCGACGUUACAGCGACAACACGAUCCUGUAGAUACACGCUCUACAACAUCAGAAGAAUACGACCCCUUCUCACUCAGAAGGUGGCGCAGCUCUCCACUGGUUACCAGUGGCUGCCUGCAUACAGUUCCAAACAUUGGUUCUCACAUACCAUGCUGUGAAUGGAUGGGGUCCAGUCUACAUCCAGGACAUGGUCAAACCCUACAUCCCAACCUGCACACUCUGCUCGGCAUCUGCCAAGCUGCUUGUUUAUUAUUGUUAAAUCAACCCAUUAUUAUCAAGCUUUAUGUUUUUUCUUAGUUAUGGGUUAACUCAUAUAACAAAUUAACAAAUAUACCUGAACAGUACCUGUGGUGUCUGACAAGGGGUCACAGAUGAAAAUGAGCUUCAAGCUAAAUCUGGUAGCAUAAUAUUAUGGGACAUUGUGACUGCUAAAUCUAAAAUUUAGAUAAUAAUUUAGAUAAUAAAUAAUGUGUCUGAAUUCUAAAGUUUUAACUUGUACUUUUAUCAGGCAUCACAUGAUGGAAACCACAUAGCAGUGAUGUCAUGGAAGGUCCCUCAGUAGAGUACAAAUAGAGCUCGAGAUGAGGAAACACACCAGAGUGGAAGUGUGAUAAUUAGUGAGAUGGAACUGAAGCUGCAGCUCAGCGUCUUCGUGUUACUCAUACAGGUUUCCCUUGCUGUGUGGCGGCGUGUGACUGUGAAAAAAGGUCACACACUCAGCUUAAGCUGCCCUAUCACUGAUGCUCACAUGACCCACAUUGAAUGGAAGAACCCUGAAGGAUAUAUUAUGUUCUUUAAUCGCAAAAAAGCCUUACUAGACAAGCGCUACAGCAUCAACAAACUAUCUCAAACGGAGUUCACCAUCAGUAUUUCCAAAAUCACCUUCAAAGAUGGUGGCAACUAUACAUGCUCUCAGUAUGGCACGAACACAACAGAGAAGAAAGUGGAGGUGACGAUUUUAGGCCGUCCCAAAAUGGAAGUAGCUCAGCAUGAGGGAAGGUUUGUCAUAAAAUGCUCUGCUGAGGGGAACCACUAUCCUCCUCAAAUCUCUUGGAAAUUGGAUAAUUUACCUGAAAUCCUUGCUCAUGUCGAAGAAGAAGUUAGAAGUGACAAAGGCAGGACAUAUGUCUCAAUGGCUUUGCUACACGUUGACUCAGUGAAACGUAGGACCACAGUCAAAUGCCUUGUUCGCCAUCCAGCUCUUCACUCAAAACCUCUAAUGAACUUUGUCAAGAUUGGACCACACUCAACAAAGUACCGGCACACAACCACAGGGGUGCCAGGAACAACCACCAGCUGGGUCAGACAAGGGAGAACUACAGGGCACCUUGCAACCAGAGGCAUCCCCAGUGGACCUCCUCUGAUCCCUGCGACACUCACAGACUCACCUCUCACAACCAGUGAUGAGUCAACAAUCUCUAUGACAUCAGGCUUGACCAGGAGGUGGAAUGACACUUUCGGUGAACCCACUACAGACUGGACGUCUGUCUCCGGGACAACAGACACACCGAUCACAUCCGAUAACAGUACAGAUGGAAACAGAACAAUAAGCAUAAAUGAUCCAAAGAUGCGGACAGGACCUGAAGGAAGUUCCUCAUUAUUGGUCUUCCUGGUAACAUGCCUGCUCUUCGGUCUCCUUGUGGUUGUCAUUUUCUUUGCAAUCAAGCUAAGGAGAGCACACACCGCCUGGAAAAGAGAGAAUGAGGAUACUGAUCCAUCAGAGGAGAGCAGUAAAUCCAAAUCAAGCCAAGAAGAGAGGAAUGUGCAGGGACAGAGGCAACGAGGUCUUUUCACCACAGCAUUCACACAGUACGUCAUUGAAAAACCAACAUUGAUAAGCUCUGUGAUGAAGAGAAAUUCAAUGGCAGCAACAGAGAGUGUAAAUCCAGAACAGCAUCAACCUCAAACACCAGGACAAACUCUAGCUAAGAGUGACAUAAAGGAAACAGAGCUAUGACAAUCUGAAAAAUGCAGUACAUAUUAAUAAUAACAUGAGCACCAUCAGAAUGCUCACAUAUUAGACUGAGUAGUUCUUUUACAAUAAGUGUUUACAUCUUAGAAAACAAUGUGACAACUUGUGCUUUUUUUAGGUGCUUUUUACCGUUUGUAUAUUGCAUGUAUUUCAUCUUUACAUCAACCAAUAAAUCGUGCU